UUGCCUUCAAGGAGACCUUGGGAAAGAGGCGCGGAUGAGACGUGCGGGAUCGGUCCGGCGACUUUCCGCUCCUGAUUCCUAUAGUGACAGUAAGAUGGCAACUCCCUACAUGGAGUUGUUAGAACUGUCCCAAUGUCUGAGAAAAGAAAAACUGUUUGUGGAGUCAGAAAAGGCACAGAUACAAGACUUGAACAAAAAGGUGAUGAAAGCUGUAGAGGACCUGUACCACUUGUCAUGGAUCACCCGCCAGCAACAGAUCAACCUGGAGGGACUGAUCUUGUCCCGGGCUGGCAUCACGCCAGCAGUCUGCUGCCGACGUGACUCGCACCUGCAGUCGGCACAGUUUGUGGACAGCUACAGACAGCUGGGGCCCAUUGACCCUUUCUACUCGGAACUGCUGCAGCAGCUGCGCAGCAACCCUGCGCUGGUGGCGCGCCUGCUGCUGUUCGGCGAGCGCUCCGACCCUGCCCAGGUCACCACGCUCGUCGACACCAUCUACUCGGGUGUCUACGGCAACUGUAUCCUGCAGGAGGACCAGCUGAGCGUGCUGCAGGUGCUGCGGCAGCUGAUGGUGACGCAGGUGGUGUGCGCCGAGGCACCGCAGCGGCUGCUACGGCGCGGCUCGUGCGUCUUCAGCCGCGUCUACAAGGCCUUCUGCGAGGGGCUGUUCGCCGCCAAGCUGUUCCUCACCGCCGCUCUUCAUCAGCCCGUCAUGCAGCUGCUCAUGGACGACGAGUGGUUCCUGGACAUCGACCCCAACAAGGUGGACGAGGGCCUGUCGGCCGAGGAACGGACGGCACGGCUGGGUCGGCCGGCGGUGGGCGGCGCCGACGGCCGCGCGCGCUACCACGCGGCCGUGGCUGACCGGCUGGCGCGGUUGACCGAGCGCUUCGUCACGCACAUCGCCGACAACGCCGCCUGCUUCCCGCCCAGCCUGUCGUGGGUGGUGCGCACCCUGUACCACCUGCUGGUCAGGGAGGACCGCUGCAGCGCCGACCAGGUGAACGCCAUCUGCGUAGACCUGCUGUUCGCGUUCUUCAUCUGUCCAGCGGUGGUGGACCCCGUGCAGUACGGCAUCCUGGAGGCCCCCGUCAGCCCGGCGGCGCGGCAUAACCUGAUCCAGGUGGGCCAGAUCCUGCAGGUGCUGGCCAUGAACCAGUGGGAGGAGGUGGACCCCCGCCUGCGCCCCUUCUACGACAGGUUCGACAAGGGCAGCGUCUCGUCACUGUUGGGCUGCAUUCUGACUGGCGGGCCGCAGGAGGGCCCGCCCGCGGAGCAGGAAACGCGGCCGGCCGGACCGCUCCAGCACGAGAGCCGGCUGGUCGGGCUCAGCCGGUCGGCCGUGCUGAUCACCCGGGACCACCUAGACCCCCUGGUGGGCCUGCUGCGCCAGAUGGCCGCCGAGACCUCGGAGCCGCCGGACGAGGCCGCCAGCCAGGUGUCCAGCUCGGGGCCCGAGCCGGCCGGCAAGCGCACGCGAGCGAGCCUCAGCCACGACGGCUCCAUCGAGGCGGCCAGCAACGUCAGCGACAGCGACGACUCGAGUCUGGAGGACGCCGAGCAGUACAAGGACGACAACCUCAGCGACAUGGUCUCGGCCAACGUGUCCGGACGGGAGACGCCCAACGUGUCCGGCCGCAACACGCCGUCGUCUCAGGUGACGGACGAGGCGGACACGCUGCCGAGCGGCGGCGAGCGGCCGGGCGGCGGCCGCGCCGCUCCGCACCCGCCGCCCGCCGCCAAGCCGCCGGCCACCGUCAUCGAGGACAAGUUCGGCAAGUUCAACAUCAAGCCGCUCAACGAAGGCGACGAGACGGUGUCGAUGGUGUCUGACACGUGGAGCACGGACGUGCUGGCCAGCGACACGGAGACGGUGGAGCAGGCGGACGCGCCGCUCACCUCGCGCCAGCUGCUCGAGCUCUGCACGGGCGGCGUCGGCCUGGAGCCCAGCGAGACGGCCUCGGAGGCCUGGAGCACCGACGUGCUGGCCUCAGACUCGGAGCGGGACCGGCUGGCCGAGGUGGACGCCGACGACUCGGCCAGCGUGGCGCGCUCCGACGACACAGCGCGCUCGGAACGCCCCGGGGCAAGGUGUCUUGAUGAGAUGUCAGUGCUAGAGGACGAAGUUGGAGGCUCGGAGCCGGCGCUGCGGCCGGCCGCCGCCACCGGCGCCAUUCCCAAGUCGAUCAGCUUCGACAAGACGGCGCGCCGCGGCUUCUUCAAGAACCUCAAGCUGCCGUUCAAGAGCCGACGCAAGGGCUCGCGCGAGCUCGUCUCCGACAGGCUGGAGCGCGGCUCCGGGGACGGCCGUGAGGUCCUCGGCGACCGGAAGGGGGCGGAGUCGGCCGAGACGUCCGACGACAUCCUGGCCAAGUACCGACGCAAGACGCCGGACGCGGCCGCCCAGACACGCUCGGGCGCGACGCUGGUCGAUGGAGCGACCGAGGACGAGGCAGCCGCCGACCUGGUCCGCCUCACGAUCGACCCCAACAACGUGGAGGCGUCGUACGCCUUCUCCGAUGCCAAGCGCAAACUGCGCCGCGUUCUGUCCGCCGCCAACGUGCAGACCUUUCCCUGGAGGCCUCAGCCGGGCCGGGACGAGUCAGGCGCGCUGCUGUCCUUCCUGCGACUCCAGCUGUCCGAGUACAUCAGCCUGCAGGACCACGCGCUGAUGGCGCAGCUGCACGAGACCGUGCGCUGCGUGUCGCUGUUCGACGCCGCCGGCCAGCUGGCGCUGCUGCGCUCGCUGCGAGAAGACUACAGCGGCCGCGCGCCCUACAUCGCCUACCUGGUCCGCUGUCGCGACGGCCUGCUGGACACGCUGGCGCACGUGCAGCUGACGGUGCGCCACGUGCGCCGCGACCAGACGGUCUGCACGCGCGCACUCGUCGACAAGUGCGUGCUGCUUUUCCUCGAGCGGCACAAACAGACUGUGCACCGGUUCCAGGCGAGCUUCCAGCAGGCGGCCGCCUCUGACGAGAAGACAGACCUGGUGGCGCGCUUCCUGGCGCACCUGGGCGACGAGCUGCUGCGGGACCCCGACUGGCAGGCGGCCGACGACCACCAGCUGCACCUGGCCCGCGAAGCCAUCGAACAAAUGGUCAUGGCGCAGAUCUACACGCUGGCGCUGUACCCAAACGGGGAGGCGGACGUCAGCCGCGACCAGGUGCUGACGGGCCACAUGCGGCGGCUGGCGCUGGUCGUCACGCCGGGCCACCCGGACCUUAAGAUACCCAGCGUCUAUCACUACGAACACCCGUGGCCGAGUGCGCAGGCCGAGAUCACCGCCCUCAACGCCUACAAGACGGCGCGCGACAAGGUGGCCUGCGUGACACGCUGCUGCGCCACCAUCAUGAACUUGCUGCACAUCGCCAACGAGCGCUCGGUGCCGGCCGCCGACGACCUGAUCCCGGUGCUGGUGUUCGUGCUGAUCAAGGCGUGCCCCAGCUCGCUGCUCUCCACCAUCCAGUACGUCAACAGCUUUUACGGCGACCGGCUGGUGGGCGAGGACCAGUACUGGUGGACGCAGUUCUGUUCGGCCGCCGAGUUUAUCAAGACCAUGGACUACUGAGCGGCGGCGGCGGUCGGCGGGGCGCCGCACCCGGCGGGUUGUUGACGCCAUCCGCAGGCCCGGUGUCCCCUGCCCCUCCCCCGUGGACGGAGCCGUCCACCCCUCCUGACGUCGUCCCGUGGCCGGGAGCGACCGUCACCGUCCGUUGUGCCGCGCUGAGCUGAAGCUUGAGGCCA
Pollicipes pollicipes is the source of this 3747-nucleotide messenger RNA. Its product is annotated as GTPase-activating protein and VPS9 domain-containing protein 1. Gene Ontology annotation, cellular component: cytosol; endocytic vesicle. Bases 35 to 3571 code for a protein of 1178 amino acids. Gene Ontology annotation, molecular function: small GTPase binding; guanyl-nucleotide exchange factor activity. The transcript has 23 exons. Gene Ontology annotation, biological process: vesicle-mediated transport; regulation of GTPase activity. NCBI's taxonomy places the organism in Eukaryota, Metazoa, Arthropoda, Thecostraca, Pollicipedomorpha, Pollicipedidae. The record is from RefSeq and is a predicted model, not a curated record.